Coregonus sp. 'balchen' is the source of this 9056-nucleotide messenger RNA. The record is from the annotation of a GenBank genome assembly. NCBI's taxonomy places the organism in Eukaryota, Metazoa, Chordata, Actinopteri, Salmoniformes, Salmonidae.
AUGGGGGCGUUCCUGGACAAGCCUAAGACAGAGAAGCACACAGCCCAUGGCCAGGGCAACGGGCUGCACUAUGGCCUGAGUAGCAUGCAGGGCUGGCGGGUGGAGAUGGAGGAUGCCCACACUGCCAUGGUGGGUCUUCCCCAUGGCCUCACCGACUGGUCCUUCUUCGCCGUCUACGACGGGCACGCCGGCUCCCGCGUCGCCAACUACUGCUCUGCCAACCUGCUGGAGCACAUCCUAUUAGGGGGGGCGGAGUUCACCCCGGGGAUGGGCUCAGUGGAGGGCGUGAAGGAUGGGAUCCGCGCCGGCUUCCUUAAGAUCGACGAGUACAUGCGCAGCUUCUCGGACCUCCGGCAGGGGCUGGAUCGCAGUGGCUCCACGGCGGUGGGCGUGCUGCUAAGCCCCUCCCACCUCUACUUCAUAAACUGUGGCGACUCCCGGGCCGUGCUGAGUCGAGAAGGACGAGUCGGAUUCUCUACACAGGUACAAUACUAUACAUUAGACCAGGACUCUCCAACCCUGUUCCUGGAGAGCUACCGUCAUGUAGGUUCACUCCAACUCUUAAUCUAGCGCACCUGGUUUUAAUAAUUAGCUGUUUUAUAAGCUGAAUCAGGUUAGUUACAACUGGGGUUGGAGUGAAAACCUACAGGAGGGUAGCUCUCUAGGAACAGGGUUGGAGAACCCUGCACUACAGUGCCUUCGGAAAGUAUUCAGACCCCUUGACCUUUUUAACAUUUUGUUAGGUGACAGCCUUUUCUAAAAUUGAUUUAAAUGUUUUUUUCCCUCAAUCUACACACAAUACCCCAUAAUGACAAAGCAAAAACAGGUUUUUAGAAAUGUUUGCUAAUUUAUUACAAAUAAAAAACAGAUUACAUUUACGUAAUUAUUCAGACUCUUUACUCAGUACUUUGUUGAAGCACCUUUGGCAGCAAUUACAGCCUAGAGUCUUCUUGGGUGUGAUGCUAUAAGCUUGGCACACCUGUAUUUGGGGAGUUUCUCCCAUUCUUCUCAGCAGAUCCUCUCAAGCUCUGUCAGGUUGGAUGGGAAGCGAUGCUGCACAGCUAUUUUCAGGUCUCUCCAGAGAUGUUCGAUCGGGUUUAAGUCCGGGCUUUGGCUGGGCCACUCAAAGACAUUCAGAGACUUGUCCCGAAGCCACUCCUGCGUUGUCUUGGCUGUGUGCUUAGGGUCGUUGUCCUGUUGGAAGGUGAACCUUCGCCCCAGUAUGAGGUCCUGAGUGCUCUGGAGCAGGUUUUCAUCAAGGAUCUCUCUGUACUUUGCUCCGUUCAUCUUUGCCUAGAUCCUGACUAGUCUUCCAGUCCCUGCCGCUGAAAAACAAUAUUUUGGUACCCUUCCCCAGAUCUGUGCCUUGACACAAUCCUCUCUCGGAGCUCUACGGACAAUUCCUUCGACCUCAUGCCUUGGUUUUUGCUCUGACAUGCACUGUCAACUGUGGGACCUUAUAAGACAGAUGUGUGCCUUUCCAAAUCAUGUCCAAUGAAUUGAGUUUACCACAGAUGGACUCCAAUCAAGUUGUAGAAACAUCUCAAGGUGAUCAAUGGAAACAGGAUGCACCUGAGCUCAAUUUCGAGUCUCAUAGCAAGGGGUCUGAAUACUUAUGUAAAUAAGGUAUUUCAAUUGUUUAUUUUUAAUACAUUUGCAAAAAUUUGCAAAAACCUGUUUUUGCUUUGUCACUAUGGGGUAUUGUGUGUAGAUUGCUGAGGAUUUUCAAAAAAAAUCCAUUGAAGAAUAAGGCUGUAACGUAACAAAAAGUGGAAAAAGUCAAGUGGUCUGAAUAUUUUCCAAAUGCACUGUAGAUAUACACAGGUACAAUACUAUACACUAGAUAUACACAGGUACAAUACUAUACACUAGAUAUACACAGGUACAAUUAUUUUUACCUCCUUUAGGACCACAAGCCGUGUAACCCCAGAGAGAAGGAGCGUAUCCAGAACGCAGGGGGAUCAGUGAUGAUCCAGAGGGUGAAUGGUUCCCUGGCCGUGUCCAGAGCCUUGGGGGACUAUGACUACAAGUGUGUGGAUGGGAAGGGUCCCACAGAACAGCUGGUCAGCCCAGAGCCAGAGGUGUGUGUGUGUGUGUUUAAAAUGCCUUUUGUUACUGUGGCAUGUUGAUUGGAACAGCUUCUAGUUCUUUCUCCUUGUUGAGGUGUGUGAUCUCUCCAGCUGAAAGUGUGUGUUCCUCCCCCAGGUGUGUGUGUUGGAGCGUGCUGCAGAGGGGGAUGAGUUUGUGGUGCUGGCGUGCGAUGGGAUCUGGGAUGUGAUGUCUAACGAGGAGCUGUGCGAGUUCGUCAGGUCCCGGCUACAGGUGUUUGACGACCUGGAGAGAGUCUGCAACGCCGUGGUGGACACCUGCCUGCACAAGGUACACACACUCACUCACACACACACACUCACACAUAUGUUUCUGCCACUGUCUCUUAUGACCGAAAAGAGCUUCUGGAUAUCAGAACAGCGAUUACUCACCUCGAGCUGGACAAAUAGUUUUUUUCUUUAAUGAGACAGACGCAAAGGAUUUACUGCUGCUACCGGACCAGGCCCAAAUCCCCAUCAUUCACAUGAAGAGAUGACACCGAGACAGGGGAUGCAGAUCCGGGUACCUUGUGAGAAUUCGUCGGCGAGUGGGUAACCCGCCUCUACCAUCUGUCCUAUUGGCCAACGUGCAAUCAUUGGAGAAUAAACUGGAUGAGCUCCGUUCGAGACUAUCCUACCAACUGGACAUUAAAAACUGUAAUGUGGCUGAACGACGACAUGGAUAAUAUACAGUUGGCUGGGUUUUCCGUGCAUCGGCAAGACAGAACAGCUACCUCCGGUAAGACGAGAGCCCACGAGUGGUCUGUAUCCAUUUGUCAAUAACAACUGGUGUAAAUCUAAUAUUAAAGACAUCUCUAGGUUUUGCUCGCCUGAGGUAGAGUACCUCAUGAUAAGCUGUAGACCACACUAUUUACCAAGAGAGUUUUCAUCUAUAUUUUUCAUAGCUGUCUAUUUACCACCACAAACCAAUGCUGGCACUAAGACCGCACUCAACGAGCUGUAAACGCCAUAAGCCAUAUAAAGCCAUAAGCAAACAAGAAAAUGCUCAUCCAGACGCGGCGCUCCUAGUGGCCAGGGACUUUAAUGCAGUAAAACUUAAAUCCAUUUUACCUAAUUUCUACCAGCAUAUAACAUGUGCAACCAGAGGGAAAAAAGCUGUAGACCACCUUUACUCCACACACAGAGACGCGUACAAAGCUCUCCCUCGCCCUCCAUUUGGCAAAUCUGACCAUAAUUAUAUCCUCCUGAUUUAUAUUCCUGUUUACAAGCAAAAUCUAAAGCAGGAAGCGUCAGUGACUCAGUCAAUAAAGAAGUGGUCAGAUGACGCAGAUACUAAGCUACAGGACUGUUUUGCUAGCACAGACUGGAAUAUGUUCCGGGGUUCAUCCGAUGGCAUUGAGGAGUAUACCACAUCAGUCACCGGCUUCAUCAAUAAGUGCAUCGAUGACGUCGUCCCUACAGUGACCGUACGUACAGUGGGGAAAAAAGUAUUUAGUCAGCCACCAAUUGUGCAAGUUCUCCCACUUAAAAAGAUGAGAGAGGCCUGUAAUUUUCAUCAUAGGUACACGUCAACUAUGACAGACAAAUUGAGAUUUUUUUCUCUCCAGAAAAUCACAUUGUAGGAUUUUUUAUGAAUUUAUUAGCAAAUUAUGGUGGAAAAUAAGUAUUUGGUCACCUACAAACAAGCAAGAUUUCUGGCUCUCACAGACCUGUAACUUCUUCUUUAAGAGGCUCCUCUGUCCUCCACUCGUUACCUGUAUUAAUGGCACCUGUUUGAACUUGUUAUCAGUAUAAAAGACACCUGUCCACAACCUCAAACAGUCACACUCUUAACUCCACUAUGGCCAAGACCAAAGAGCUGUCAAAGGACACCAGAAACAAAAUUGUAGACCUGCACCAGGCUGGGAAGACUGAAUCUGCAAUAGGUAAGCAGCUUGGUUUGAAGAAAUCAACUGUGGGAGCAAUUAUUAGGAAAUGGAAGACAUACAAGACCACUGAUAAUCUCCCUCGAUCUGGGGCUCCACGCAAGAUCUCACCCCGUGGGGUCAAAAUGAUCACAAGAACGGUGAGCAAAAAUCCCAGAACCACACGGGGGGACCUAGUGAAUGACCUGCAGAGAGCUGGGACCAAAGUAACAAAGCCUACCAUCAGUAACACACUACGCCGCCAGGGACUCAAAUCCUGCAGUGCCAGACGUGUCCCCCUGCUUAAGCCAGUACAUGUCCAGGCCCGUCUGAAAUUUGCUAGAGUGCAUUUUGGAUGAUCCAGAAGAGGAUUGGGAGAAUGUCAUAUGGUCAGAUGAAACCAAAAUAUAACUUUUUGGUAAAAACUCAACUCGUUGUGUUUGGAGGACAAAGAAUGCUGAGUUGCAUCCAAAGAACACCAUACCUACUGUGAAGCAUGGGGGUGGAAACAUCAUGCUUUGGGGCUGUUUUUCUGCAAAGGGACCAGGACGACUGAUCCGUGUAAAGGAAAGAAUGAAUGGGGCCAUGUAUCGUGAGAUUUUGAGUGAAAACCUCCUUCCAUCAGCAAGGGCAUUGAAGAUGAAACGUGGCUGGGUCUUUCAGCAUGACAAUGAUCCCAAACACACCGCCCGGGCAACGAAGGAGUGGCUUCGUAAGAAGCAUUUCAAGGUCCUGGAGUGGCCUAGCCAGUCUCCAGAUCUCAACCCCAUAGAAAAUCUUUGGAGGGAGUUGAAAGUCCGUGUUGCCCAGCGACAACCCCAAAACAUCACUGCUCUAGAGGAGAUCUGCAUGGAGGAAUGGGCCAAAAUACCAGCAAUAGUGUGUGAAAACCUUGUGAAGACUUACAGAAAACGUUUGACCUGUGUCAUUGCCAACAAAGGGUAUAUAACAAAGUAUUGAGAAACUUUUGUUAUUGACCAAAUACUUAUUUUCCACCAUAAUUUGCAAAUAAAUUCAUAAAAAAUCCUACAAUGUGAUUUUCUGGAAUUUUCUUUCUCAUUUUGUCUGUCAUAGUUGACGUGUACCUAUGAUGAAAAUUACAGGCCUCUCAUCUUUUUAAGUGGGAGAACUUGCACAAUUGGUGGCUGACUAAAUACUUUUUCCCCCCACUGUACAUACCCGAAGCCAUGGAUUACAGGCAACAUCCGCACGGAGCUAAAGGGUAGAGCUGCCGCUUUCAAGGAGCGGGACUCUAACCCGGACGCUUAUAAGAAAUCCCGCUAUGCCCUCAGACGAACCAUCAAACAGGCAAAGAGUCAAUACAGGACUAAGAUUGAAUCCUACUACACUGGCUCUGACGCUCCUCGGAUGUGGCAGGGCUUGCAAACUAUUACGGAAGCCCAGCUGCUAGCUGCCCAGUGACAUGAGCCUGCCUGAUGAGUUAAAUGACUUCUGUGCGUGCUUCGAGGCAAGCAACACUGAAGAAUGCAUGAGAGCACCAGCUGUUCCGUACGACUGUGUGAUCACGCUUUCCGUAGCCGACGUGAGUAAGACCUUUUUAAAUAGGUGAACAUUCACAAGACCACAGGACCAGACGGAUUACCAGGAUGUGUACUCAGCACAUGCGCUGACCAACUGGCAAGUGUCUUCACUGACUUUUUCAACCUGUCCCUGACCGAGUCUGUAAUACCUACAUGGUUCAAGUAGACCACCAUAGUCCCUGUCCCCAAGAAAGUCAAGGUAACCUGCCUAAAAUGACUACCGACCCGUAGCACUCACUUCUGUAGCCAUUAAGUGCUUUGAAAGGCUGGUCAUGGCUCACAACAACACCAUCUUCCCAGAAACCCUAGACCCACUCCAAUUUGCUAUUCCGUCCCUACAGAUCCACGGAUGAUGCAAUCUCUAUUGCACUCCACACUGCCCUUUCCCACCUGGACAAAAGGAACACAUACGUGAGAAUGCUGUUCAUUGACUGCAGCUCAACGUUCAACACCAUAGUGCCCUCAAAGCUCAUCACUAAGCUAAGGACCCUGGGACUAAACAUUUUACAUUACAUUUUAGUCAUUUAGCAGACGCUCUUAUCCAGAGCGACUUACAGUUAGUGAAUACAUAUUUUUUUUAUACUGGCCCCCUGUGGGAAUCGAACCCACAACCCUGGCGUUGCAAACGCCAUGCUCUAUCAACUGAGCUACAUCCCUGCCGGCCAUUCCCUCCCCUACCCUGGACGACGCUGGGCCAAUUGUGCGCCGCCCAUGAGUCUCCCGGUCGCGGCCGGCUGCGACAGAGCCUGGAUUCGAACCAGGAUCUCUAGUGACACAGUUAGCACUGCGAUGCAGUGCCUUAGACCACUGCGCCACUCAGGAGACUAAACUAAACACUAAACACCUCCCUCUGCAACUGGAUCCUGGACUUCCUGACAGGCCGCCCCCAGGUGGUAAGGGUAGGUAACAACACAUCUGCCACACUGAUCCUCAACACGGGGGCCCCUCAGGGGUGCGUGCUCAGUCCCCUCCUGUACUCCCUGUUCACCCACCACUGCGUGGCCAAGCACGACUCCAACACCAUCAUUAAGUUUGCCGACGACACAACGGUGGUAUGCCGAUCACUAACAACAAUGAGACAGCCUAUAGGGAGGAGGUCAGAGACCUGGCAGUGUGGUGCCAGGAUAACAACCUCUCCCUCAAUGUGAGCAAGACAAAGGAGCUGAUUGUGGACUACAAGAAAAGGAGAGCCGAACACUCCCCCAUUCACAUCCAUGAGGCUGUAGUGGAGCGGGUUGAAAGCUUCAAGUUCCUUGGUGUCCACAUCACCAACAAACUAACAUGGUCCAAACACACCAAGACAGUCGUGAAGAGGGAAAGACAAAUCCUAUUCCCCCUCAGGAGACUGAAAAGAUUUGGCAUGGGUCCUCAGUUCCUCAAAAAGUUAUACAGCUGCACCAUUGAGAGCAUCCUGACUGGUUGCAUCACCGCCUGGUAUGGCAACUGCUCGGCAUCCGACCGCAAGGCGCUACAGAGGGUAGUGCGUACGGCCCAGUACAUCACUGGGGCCAAGCUUCCUGCCAUCCAGGACUUCUAUACCAGGCGGUGUCAGAGGAAGGCCUUAAAUAUUCUCCAGCCACCGUAGUCAUAGAUUGUUCUCUCUGCUACCGCACGGCAAGCGGUACCGGAGCGCCAAGUCUAGGUCCAAAAGGCUCCUUAACAGCUUCUACCCCAAGCCAUAAGACUGCUGAACAGUUAAUCAAAUGGCUGCCCGGACUAUUUGCAUUGACACCUGCUGCUACUCUGUUUAUUAUCUAUGCAUAGUCACUUUACCCCUACCUACAUGUACAUAUUACCUAAAUUACCUUGACUAACCUGUAUCCCCGCACUUUGACUCGGUACCGGUACCCCCUGUAUACAGCCUCGUUAUUGUUAUUUUGUGUUACUUUCUUUUUACUUUAGUUUAUUUAGUAAAUAUUUUCUUAACUGCAUUGUUGGUUAAGGGCUUGUAAGUAAGCAUUUCACGGUAAGGUCUACACCGGUUGUAUUCAGCACGUGACAAAUAAGAUUUGAUAUGACACUAACCCUCUGUCUCUCUGUGUGUGUGUGUGUGUCCAGGGCAGUAGAGAUAACAUGAGUGUGGUGUUGGUGACUUUACCGGGAGCUCCCAAGGUGUCUGAACAAGCUCUGAAGAAAGAGGAGGAACUGGACAAAUACCUGGAGACACGUGUAGAGGGUGAGAACACACAGAUACACCCACGUCCUUUCUGAGAGCUUGGACACACUGCACCGACGAAGAGCUAAAAGCAGCGAGUGGCCGCCCCAUCGCUAGCUGUGUGUUUUAGCGAGCGAUGGCUGUUGGCGCCGAUUCAACAUGUAGAAUCUGUUCAGAGGCAACCGGCCGUCCAUCAUUCUGUUUCCACUCUAACCCUGUGUCUGUCCAUAGACUUGCUGGGUGGCUGUGGGGAAGAGGGAGUUCCUGACCUGGUGUGUAUUCUGAGGAACAUCGCCUCUGAGAACAUCCCCAACCUACCGCCUGGAGGAGGCCUGGCCAGCAAGUAAAUACUACACUCCCGCGCGCACACACACUCACACUGAAGAAGAAAAAUACUUUAUUGUCCAUUUUCUUUUCAAAUCACACGUCUCACCCUUCUUACUUUAUGAGAGGAUGAAAAAGACUGUCGUGAUUGAUUGAGAAGUUGUAUCAAUCAAUCUUCACACAUGCACACAAACGAGAAUGUCUAAUCUGUGUGUGUGUGUGUGUGUGUGUGUGUGUGUUCAGGCGCAGUGUGAUCGAGGCGGUGUACAGCAGGCUGAACCCACACAGAGAAGAGGAAGGGGUGAGUAACUCUUCUUUGACCCGUGACCUCCCACCUCCACAAUGACCCACUCCAGUCACAACAGCACCACCCUCUGGGCUGGGGUGUGAAUGGGCUUCGAGGACCGUCAAAUACCAAACGUGAUCAAAAUUGAGUAUUUGAUUGAGAGUCGAGACUUUGUUUCACAUGACAUUAAUACUGCUCCCUGAUGUUCCUGCUAUGUCCCAACCUUUUAGAAAAUCACACCAAAGCCCGGGACAUCUUAAAAACAUGAACUAGCAAUAUGGCGUAGUCUAGUCUGUCUUUACUCUGUUUUGGGAGUUGGGACUCGUAGUGGAGAGUGUGUGUGUGUGUCUGACGCUAGCGUGCGUGCGUGUGUGUGUGGCAUGGUGUUGCCCGGGCCAGGCCUGUGCUGGGGAGGUGGAGUUUGAGGGUGAGAGGGAGGAGGCAGCAGUAACACCGCCAACCUCUUGGAGGCGCUGCGUAUGUUCCGCCUGUACCACCGGGGUCAGUAUCACUCAGUGCUGGAGGAAGCUCUGGCCGUCUAACGUCUGCCUGGGGAAAAUACAGCCCACACAGGAGGAAUCCUCCUGCUUUACCGCAGAUUACCUCCCUGACUCCCCACCACCCUCCCCCCUCUCUCCCCCGCCUUCACCCACCGUUGUCGAGAUGCAAGACCCUCCCGGACGCAGAGGAAAGCAAAGGCACGGCCCCUCCAGCAGCUCCGGCAGACAUCGGCCAAUCAGAUCCUCCGGUGGUAGACAUUGGCCGAUUUUAGAUCCUCCGGCGGUAGACAUCGGCUAA